AUGGCAAACAGUGAGGAAGAAUUGAGGGAUAAAAUUAGUAAAUGGAGGAUGGCUAUGGAAGCAAAGGGAAUAAAAAUGAAUAUAGCAAAGACAAAGGUGACGAUUGGUUGGAAAAUUCUAAAGAUGGAGGAAUCCGGUAAGUGGCCUUGUGCUAUCGUGCAUAAUAAUGAUAACGUAGAAAAUGGUGGUUUGGAUAUUGGAAAUAGGUUAACCCUAGAAAAAGUGGAUAAGUUUUGUUAUUUGGGUGAUAUGCUAAACCCAGAUGGUGAUGCAGAUUCUGCCGUUGUUGCAAGGGUCAGACAAACAUGGAAGAAGUUCAGAGAGAUGUCGCCUAUUCUAACAAAUAAAAAGGUCUCUGAAGUUAAAGGGGAAAGUUUCGUAAGUUAUGAUGAGUUGUUUAGUUUAUGGCGGCGAAACAUGGGCAACGAAAGCGACUGA
Molecule: messenger RNA, 438 nt
Organism: Gordionus sp. m RMFG-2023
Lineage: Eukaryota; Metazoa; Nematomorpha; Gordioida; Chordodea; Parachordodidae
Exons: 2
Coding region: 1-438 (145 amino acids)
Source: RefSeq, a predicted model, not a curated record